Molecule: messenger RNA, 976 nt
Organism: Acinonyx jubatus (cheetah)
Lineage: Eukaryota; Metazoa; Chordata; Mammalia; Carnivora; Felidae
Gene: SMIM11
Product: small integral membrane protein 11
Exons: 5
Coding region: 306-473 (55 amino acids)
Source: RefSeq, a predicted model, not a curated record
CGAAUGCGGCCGGGGUCCAUUGCGCCGGCGCGCGGAGCGGUGCAUGUCGGGACGUGUAGUCUCCCCGCCGCCUUGAGGGAGUGACCGUUCCUGUGCAGGGCCCGGCGCAGGAACCUCCGCGGCCUGGAGCUAUGGGACCAAGGCCCCGGGAGGGAAGUCACUUACCAGAGUGCGUGGGUUCUUCAUCCAGAACUCAAGUCUUCUGACUCUUGGGAACAGCAAGACCUGACCUCCCAGUUCCUCUCUCCAUGUGCUUGUCUGAGCAGGCCCACGUCGACCAGGAGUGACUUCGCAAUUGGCCCAGCAUGAACUGGAAGGUCCUUGAACACAUGCCCUUGCUGCUGUAUAUCUUGGCAGCAAAAACCUUAAUUCUCUGCCUGGCAUUUGCUGGAGUCAAAAUCUACCAACGGAAAAGAUUAGAAGCAAAACUGGAAGCUGAAAAAAAGAAGCAGUCAGAGAAGAAAGAUAACUAGAAGGAAAAAUCAAAGAGCAAGAGAGACAGAGCACGAGCCGGGGGAGGGGCAGAGAGCGAGGGAGACCCAGAAUCCGAAGCAGGCUCCAGGCUCCGAGCCGUCAGCACGGAGCCCGACGCGGGACUUGAACUCACAGACCGUGAGACCUGAGCCGACUGAGCCACCCCGGCGCCCCCAGAGCCCUCAUUUUGCGUUAGACCAAGAAGAAGAAGGAAAGAUGGGAUGUGGGGCCACCAGCACUUCCCUCCCGCCGGCACCCGCAGACGCCUCGGGGCGCAGGGGCUGCCGCGAGACUGACGCUUCAUUUUCCUGCCAGCCUCGGACCUGCUUUUAAACCAGGGCGGAAAACCGGAAUGUUGAAAAUAACAUUCUUUUAAUAGGUAAACUUGCGGUGGUUUCUGUUUGUUACGUUGAACCGGCUGAGCGCCAGGGUCAGCGCUGAGCCCGUCAAACCUCCGUCAGUGUUCAAUCAGACAUUUCAUACCCACCCUCGUCGUCUUCCU